AUGCUUCCCAAAGUGCAUUACGAUUUUACUGAUGUUGCUGAUGUUUGGCCCUCCACCUCUGCUUUUGACUGGUUUCAGUUCGCCCUCUCACCGUUACAUCUGAAGCUGGUGAAGAGGCUCAGUGGCUCACCAGCUAUCCUGUCUAUGGAAGCACCUAGGCAAUAUUGUAUCCUACUUGGCAGACUCUGUAGAAGGGGAAAAUUAGUUAUAUUUCAUUUUGAAAAUGGGAAGCACCAAAAGAAGAAGGCAAAGGAGGCGAAGAAAUUGGGCAUAAUGAAGAAACCUAAGGCCCUUGAGGCUCACCGCCAACAAGCCAUCGAGGAGCAAGAUGCGAAGAAAGUCGCUCAAAAGGAGAGGGUUCUAGAGCUUCCUAAGAAAAAUAGAAGCAUGCUCUUCAGUGAGAAAAUAAAGAAGUUCAUCAAAGCACACAGUCGACACUUGCGGCUACAAGAGGAAUUGAAGAGGUCACAGGCUCACCUUAAGAAGCUGGGUGAGCAGCUUGGUUCAGAUGCUGUGGGACCUAGUGCUAAUGAAGAUGAUUUAAAUAUUAACAGCAUAAGUGACCGUGAAACUGCUGAUGAGCCUCAAGCAGAUGCUUCAUCACGCAAGAAAAGAACAAGACUUCACUUGGAACCUCAUGAUAUCUCAAAUCGAGAAAAUUCAACUAAAGGAGAUAAAUUGGAAAAACUUUCUCGUUUUCAUGUGCUUCAUCUACAAUCAAGCAAUAGCAAGGAACCCAAGGCAUAUGGUGAUGCAAAUAAUGGGCAUAAGCCAUUAGCAUUCGGAGAAAAGCCAAGAAAGGGAGUAAACGUUCCUUCUGAUACUUCCUUACCUGAUAAGUCCAAGGUAUCUGAAUCUGGCCUACCAUUGCCACCAACUGGCAUGGCUGCUCAUGUUGUUGAAGAAGAUGUGAAAGUUGUUGAAAUGGAGGAAAAGGCCCACGUGGUUAUCGUAGCUGCUGCUGGAGCUGUGCCAGAAGUUACAUUUAAGAUCCUGACCUUACCGUUUCUGCUUCCACCGCUGCCUCUGAUCCCACAGAACGUUUAUGUACAGCAUUUGAAUUCAACUUCAAGGAGCUGCCACGUCAUGGCAAUCAUUCUUGUAAGAUUGGCUGUUAAGAUGAUGCAGGGUAGUGACGACUGA
Molecule: messenger RNA, 1143 nt
Organism: Fraxinus pennsylvanica
Lineage: Eukaryota; Viridiplantae; Streptophyta; Magnoliopsida; Lamiales; Oleaceae
Source: the annotation of a GenBank genome assembly